AUGUGCGGCUCGGGCUCAACCAAAGCUGGCUAUGCAAAGAUAUUGUUCUGCAGAGAUCAAGCGAAGCAAGAUAAUUUAGAAUAUUUCUGGGUGGACUCCUGUUGCAUUGACAGGUCCAGCAGCCAGGAGCUUUCAGAAGCUAUCAACUCCAUGUUCAACUGGUACAAGAGUGCGGAAAGAUGUUACGUGUUCCUAUCGGAUGUAUCAAAUAGCGCUGGCGCGGAAGACGACACUCAUGCUAGGAGGUGGAAGUCAUUCUUCAAAACUAGUAGAUGGUUUACUCGAGGUUGGACACUCCAAGAGCUGAUCGCGCCUCGUUCAGUGGAGUUCUUCUCUAAAGAGGGCAUACGUCUCGGCGACAAACAAUCCCUCGCGCAGACUAUCCAUGAGAUCACGAAGAUUGCAAUAGACGCGCUUUGGGGGCGAGACCUGUCACAAUUCAGCAAUAUCGAGCGCUUCUCGUGGGCGGAAGGACGGGAGACCACUCGGGAGGAGGAUGCAGCUUACUGUUUGCUAGGCAUAUUCGAUGUCCAGAUGCCCUUAUUAUACAGCGAAGGGAAGGUGAAAGCAAUGAAACGGCUAAUUGGGAAGACCAAAAAGUCUUCGACUCGCAGCACUUCACCUAUCUUUCCCGGUGAGAGGCAAAAACUUCUCGAGAAGAGGCAGGAACUACUGGCCUCUUUGCGCUUCGACCAGAUCUACGCACGACAAACAACAAUCCAAGAUGCUCAUUCUACCACAUGUCAGUGGCUUUUAAGCAAGCCAGAGUACAAGAAGUGGCUGGACCCAACUAAGUCGGGUGAGCACCAUGGCUUUUUCUGGAUCAAAGGACAUCCCGGGACCGGCAAGUCCACGCUGAUGAAGUUUGCAGUCGAACAUGUCGGAAAUAGCUUAACAGACAAAAUCACAAUCUCCUUCUUCUUCAAUGCGCGAGGAGCGCAACUGGAAAAGUCCACUACAGGGGCAUAUCGAUCGAUACUCCUGCAACUACUCGAGAGACUUCCUAGGCUGCAGAACGUGUUCGAUUCGAUUCCGCACUCAACUGUCCUGACGAAGUAUCCAUGGGACCUCGUAACCCUCCAAAGAUUGUUAAGAGAAUGCAUACGACGACUUGAUGGGACCUCGGUAAUUUGUUUCAUCGAUGCCCUGGACGAAUGUGAAGAACAGCAAGUUCGCGACAUGAUAUCAUUCUUUGAAUCAGUUGGAGAGAUUGCAUCAAAAGCCUCACUCGGCCAUAACUUCCAUAUAUGCUUCUCAAGCAGACAUUAUCCACAUAUUACGAUCAAGAAGAGCUUGGAGCUAAUCCUCAGUGUGCAAGCAGAACACAAUCUGGACAUCUCAAACUAUAUAGAAUGCGAGUUGAAGAUUGGCAGCGGCAGGAUUGCUCAGCAGAUCCAAAGCAUUCUUCAAGAGAAAGCAUCAGGAAUAUUCAUGUGGGUUGUGCUCGUUGUGAGGAUCCUGAACAAAGAGCACGAUUCCGGCCGGCCGUACGCACUGAAGCGGAGACUGCGUGAGAUACCAGCCAGCUUGCAUGAUUUGUUUCGCGACAUCAUCAUGCGCGACUCUAAUGACAGGAAAGAACUCGCUCUCUGCGUCCAAUGGAUUCUUUUUGCAGCACGCCCAUUACGUCCUGAGGAGCUUUUCUUCGCAGUGCUUUCUGAACUGGAACCUGAGAUUUUGUCAACGCUGGAUCCGGCGGAUUAUGCCUUGAACGUCACCCAGAAGUUCAUAACAAACGCAUCAAAAGGUCUUGCUGAGGUCACGACAUCUAACUUCAAAGUGGUCCAAUUCAUCCACGAGUCAGUCAAGGAUUUCCUUUUGAAAGAAGGUCUUGAAAAUAUUUGGCCCGAACUUGGUAGCAAUAUACAGGGCCAAAGUCAUGAGCGGCUGAAGCAAUGCUGUCUUGGCUACAUGGGCAUUGAGGACAUCACUCAUGGAUUGCUUCCCAAAUGCGAUAUGUUGUCCAACUUGAGCCUGGUACCAGGUCUCCGCAACGAAGUUACUGAUGGGUUUCCAUUCCUUGAGUAUGCUGCUGGUCAUUUCUUGUAUCACGCAGAUGCGGCGGAACUUUUCGGCGUCUCUCAGAAAAGUUUCAUCCGGAAUCGACAAAUAACUUCGUGGAUCAGGCUUCACGACAUUUACCCCUCCAAUUUUGCAAUCGGACACACACCAGAAGUAACAUUGCUUUAUUUACUAGCGGAGCACAACCUUUCGAACCUCAUAAAGCUCCUCGCGAUCGAUCUCGCCUCGGAGUGUCUGGAUGUGGGUAAAGAACGCUACGGACCGCCGCUGUUCGCGGCUGUGGUGACAUCGAGUAACGAUGUUGUCGAUCUUUUCCUGGAAAGCCUCGCAGUCAGUCAACAUUGUAGUAUCACCCCGCAUAACACUGAACGGGGAUACCAUAAAGAGGAAUGGGCGCUGCAGGCUAUGGGUCAUGAUUUCCAAUUUCCUCAUCCAAAGACCGUACUUUGUUAUUUGUCCGAGCUUGGAGAUAGUGCAAUGCUAAGUCUACUCCUGGAACGAACAAAUUUGGAGCCUGACGAAAAAGACCAAGGCGGGCAAACGCCUUUAUUGUGGGCGGUCGAGAAAGGGCACGAGGAAAUAGUCAAGCUGUUGCUCUCAACGAAGAAAGUCGAUGUCGACUGGCCAGAUGCGAACGGGCAGACCCCUCUAUCGUGGGCGGCCGAAAAAGGGCAUGAAGAGAUAGCCAGACUCUUGCUCAAGACGAGUGCGGUUCGUAUCAACUCGAACGACCAGUUUGGCUGGACGCCACUGUCAUGGGCGGCACGCAAUGGGCAUGAAGGUGUGGUGAAGCUGCUGCUCGAGACGCACAAAUGCUGUCAUGACCUAAAGCUCAAAGACGAACAUACUCCGUUGUGGUGGGCUGAAAGAAACGGACAACACAACGUGGCAAAGCUUCUGAAAUCGCAUUCUCAUGGGCCCUGUGUGAUUUCGAUUUGAUAGCAUUUCCCGGACCUCAGAAAGCAGCCCAAAAAGCAACGGAAAGAUCAGAGUGGCCUCGGUAAUUUGUUCUAUUCAUCGAAGAAAACAAAGAAACGGUCUUUUCUUACCUCCUAACUCACUGAUAAUAACAACAAAACUCAAACUAUAUAAACAACCUUAUCGCUAUAUAUUACACCCCUUCUCCACC
Molecule: messenger RNA, 3151 nt
Organism: Parastagonospora nodorum SN15
Lineage: Eukaryota; Fungi; Ascomycota; Dothideomycetes; Pleosporales; Phaeosphaeriaceae
Exons: 1
Coding region: 1-2961 (986 amino acids)
Molecular function (GO): protein binding
Source: RefSeq, a predicted model, not a curated record